Messenger RNA from Ctenocephalides felis (cat flea), 1212 nucleotides. RefSeq names its product isopentenyl-diphosphate Delta-isomerase 1 (gene Idi). The record is from RefSeq and is a predicted model, not a curated record. Bases 146 to 865 code for a protein of 239 amino acids. Gene Ontology annotation, cellular component: cytoplasm. Gene Ontology annotation, molecular function: isopentenyl-diphosphate delta-isomerase activity. The transcript is spliced from 2 exons. Gene Ontology annotation, biological process: isopentenyl diphosphate biosynthetic process; isoprenoid biosynthetic process. Lineage: Eukaryota; Metazoa; Arthropoda; Insecta; Siphonaptera; Pulicidae.
AUCACAUUCCGUAGCAUUGAGUUCUUAUAAGAAUUAAAAAAUAAUACUACUGCAUCUAAUUAAAUUAAUUAAUUAUCAGGGAAUUACUAAUAAAUAAUGCUGUAUAAGAGAUAGUAUUUGGUAUACGCUUAAUUUAAAUAUAAAAAUGUACAAAAUUUUAAGAACUGUCAUGACUCAGCCUCUGAUGAAACGAACAAUAACAAAAAGUUUAGUGACUCAAACUAAUGUACAAGAAGCUGCUUUAGAAGAUUUGUGCAUUUUAGUAGACCAACAUGAUAGACCGCUAGGACCUGGUUCUAAAAGGAACUGUCACUUUGUAGAAAAAGGUCUCAAAUUGCACAGAGCAUUCAGUGUGUUUAUAUUCAAUGAAAAUGGUGACAUGUUAUUACAAAAACGAGCAAAUGAGAAAGUGACUUUUCCCAACUAUUAUACAAAUGCUUGUUGCAGUCACCCUUUGUAUAAUUUAGAAAAUGAAAGAAUUGAAAAAGAUGCCAUAGGUAUCAAGAGAGCAGCACAGAGAAGACUUGGUCAAGAACUAGGCAUAGCUGAGCAGGAGGUUCCAUUAGAUUCAUUUAAAUAUCUAACAAGAAUUUUAUAUCGAGAUGAAGGUGAUGGCCAAUGGGGCGAAUAUGAAGUGGAUUAUAUAUUAUUUUUACAGAAGCAUUUAAAUUUAAAUCCAAAUCCUAAUGAGAUAAGUGAAUUGAUUUAUAUGCCACGAACAGAUUUCGAAAUGCAUCUCAAAGCUUUAAAAGGGCCUCUAACACCAUGGUUUAAACUAAUAUUGAAAAAUCGUCUUAUGCUCUGGUGGGAUAAUUUACAUUGUCUUGAAAAGUUUGAAGAUCAUGAAAAGAUACACAUCUUCUAAAAAUUAGCUUUAAGGAUUAAGCUAUAAUAUAUAAAAAAAUUACAUAUCUAUAUUUGUACUAGGCUUGGAAAUAUUUUUUCUGUACUCAAAAGUAUUACAAUUUUGAAAAUAAUAUUUUAUAGUCCGAUUAUUUUAAAAAUUUUACAAAUUGUACAUAAAAAUAGUUCAAUAAGAAGGUGGUAGCUCAUAGCAUAAGGCCAGUAUAGUUUCAUAAAUGAUUGUUUCAAUAUUAUUAUGACUAGUCUCAAAAACUAUCAGGGUGUAUUUCGGUUUUUGAAUCUCUUAUUAAAUGUUUUAUUCUGAAGAUCAUAUUUUUAUAAAAUAAAUAUAACAAAAAUAAAUUUAUU